Drosophila kikkawai is the source of this 3952-nucleotide messenger RNA. It is a transcript of the gene ebo, whose product is annotated as ellipsoid body open. The record is from RefSeq and is a predicted model, not a curated record. Lineage: Eukaryota; Metazoa; Arthropoda; Insecta; Diptera; Drosophilidae. Gene Ontology annotation, biological process: protein export from nucleus. Gene Ontology annotation, molecular function: small GTPase binding; nuclear export signal receptor activity.
CGCCAGAGUUGCCAGGCCGUCCACAGCAGAGUUUCAGAGAUUUCAGACAAAAACUUUUUUUUUUUGGCCACCUUCGUGUACACACAAAGAAAAACAUGAAAUUGCUAGCGAGCAGCUGCUGACGCAAAGUGAAACCAAAGUGGGAGGACCAGGCCAGAGCCCACGGCGCACACACACGCCCCACACACACGGCACGCCGCCACACACACAACCAUCCAUCCCAGCCAGCGAGCGGAACAGCCAGGGGGAAAAAUGCACGCCGCAUCCAUGACAACGGUGGAGGGAUUGCUGCAGGAGUUCUAUCAGCCCUCCACAUCGAAUGCCCGCAAGCGCGAGAUUGAAACGAAUCUGCUGGCCUUCAAGUCACAGCCGGAGGCAUGGCAGCUGUGCCUGCGCGUGGCCACCGCACCCGAGGGCACCGAGAAUCAGUUCCUUUGGUUCUUCAGCACCUCGACGCUGGAGCACACGAUCACCCGACGCUGGACCCAACUGAAUGCGGCGGACAAGACGCUGUUGCGCGAGGCCCUGUGGAAUACAUAUGCCCAGCUGGGGGCACCGGGCGCUGCCCGGCGGCAUCGGGAUACACUGGCGCAGCUGAUAGCAUUGAUGGGGAAGCGGGAGUUUCCCGAACAGGAUCCCAAUUACAUGCAGCAUUGCAUGGAGCUGACCAAGACCCGCUUCCAGUUGGGCAUCAAUUUGCUGCGCGUCACCUCCGAGGAGGUGGUGAGCAAUCGCGGGGAUCUGACGACGGAAUGGAAGCAGUACUUUUACUCCUGCAUCUCCAUGUGUAUACCCGAUGUGAUGGACCUGGUCACCAAGUAUCUACUAAUCGCCGUGUGCCACAUCAAUGGCAAAGACAUCCAAGCGACCAUACCAAACACACUCAUGGACUUUAGUCUAACCUCAGCGCUGCCAAACGACAAUCAUCUAAGUUCCUCCAUUUUGGAGCUGCUCGGCUGUGUGCAGCAUUUGGUCUCCUGGAUACGCACUGAUUUGAUCUCGGAGUACUUCCUCAUGGGCAUACUCGAUCUCUCCCAGUGGCGUCCUGCCCACGAGCCCAUCUCCCUGGCCGCCUUGUCGGUGCUCAAUGAGCUCCUCUAUCUGCAGAAGCCUUUGCCCUAUGCGGGCACUUUGAUGGGUGGUGUAAGCAGCCUCCUGGAGCAGCACAACAACAAUCGGCGGCAGAGCGAAAUGUAUAGCGACAAGUUCAGGGAGCUGUUGCGUCUCUACACCACCAAGUACGCCGGCAAGCUGAUGCAGGAGCCGGAGCUGCUGGAGAACUUUCUCAGCCUGCUCUACGGCUGCACCAGGGAAUUGCAUGGCGCUUUGGACUUUACAGAGAAGCUGGAAAUUUGGACGCCCAUUAUCAAGGGCAUUGCCCAGCAGCCGGCCAAGGUAAUGCGCUUCAACCAGGUGCUCACCCAGCUGGUGGACGAGAUUAUGCGGCGUACGCAAUUCGAGGCCAACAAGCCCGAGCUGGAAGUUCUAGACAAUGAGCUGAUGGAGGAUGAUACCUCCGCCACCGAGUGGCAGCAGUUUCUGGACCAAUGCUUCGAGUCUUUGGCCUUGCUGGCCACCACCCGUGGUGCCCAUGUGGUUUUCGCACAAGUAUUUGCCCACUGGUCCCGCCCGCAAAUGUAUCUAAUGUCGCUGGAGCAUGCCCUGGACCAUGGCAGCAGUCGCAGCUACGAGGCGGCCCGCAAGCUCAAGACAGCCAAUAUGGGUGAAAUUUUAAGAGACUUUGCCACCGUUUGCCAGGCGGUGGUGCGUCUGGCUCCACUAAUGGACACGGCCACGGCGGCUCCAAGCGUGGCCGAUGAAAUGGAGUGCCAGUUGCAGAUGCUAUCCGACAGUUUGCUGCAAACGUUGCAGCUGCUGGCAAGCAAUCGCCUGCAGGGCGGCAAUGAGAUGGACAAGGCCACGUUUCAGAUGGAUCUGGAUAACCUGUAUGCCCAAGUUUUGCUGGCCAUAAGGAGUAUCUUUCCCCUCUCCAAGGCUUUGGUGGGUGAGGAGCUGCUGCAUCGUUUGUUUGCCAUCUUGGGCAGCAUCUUUGCCUGCAGUGGUUCGUUGGCCGCCGCCUCACCCAUUGUUCAGCAGGCGGCCAGCGAGCUGUUGUUGUUCAUUGCCACUGUGAUACGACCCAAGUGCUUGUUAGAGAUCCCCCAGAUUCAGAAUCUGCUGCAGGCGGGUUCUCGUUUGGGCGCCCAGCUGCCGCGUCAGGUGUGCAUCAAUGUCUACAUUGCCUUGGUUAGCUAUAUGGUUUUGCCCUGGAAAAGUGUGCCCGAGCAGCAGCAGGACUAUCAGCGAAGGCUCUGGAUGCUGCGCGAGUAUGUCCAGGGGCUGGCGCAGAACUUUCUGGACUUGGAUUUGGGUCAGGCCAAUGAGAGCAAGGUGGCUGCCACUACACUAAGUUUGCUGGGCACUUUUACGGCUCUGAUUGAGUACUUUAAGGCCACAGGAGGAAAUGCCAAGGAUAUGCUGGCCAGCACUUUUAAGCCCAUUCUCACCAAGGCCUUAAUGAUCUUCAACAGCUUUGGCCUGAGCAGCAUAGCCAUGGCCAUCACAGUGGCCGAGUUUAGUCUCAGCAUGCUCCGCUCGUUGCCCACUCAUUUGGGUGGACAGUUCAUCAAGGAGAUGAUCACUUUGUUUAUCAAUGUCAGCAGCAGGGAGCAGCUUACCCUGAGCCGGCUGGCCGUCAUGGAGAAGGUUUUGCAGAUGUUCAAGCUGAUUGUAGAGCAGCCGGGCAGUGCCUCCUUGGGGCUGCUGCCCUCUAUCCUGGACUUUGGCACUCAGCAGAUUCUGCCGCUGCUGCAACAGCAGAAUACGGCCACGGAUAACAGCGAGAUAACCAGCCUGCUCUACGCGCUUUUCGACAGUGUUUUAACCUGCAAGUGGCAGUUCUUUUACAAAAACCAACUCUCCAAUGGCCACACCACCACCACACACAACUUCAACUGCAGCGACAACCUGCAUCCGGUGCACUUUAUGGCCAUCUUGAAUGCCUAUGGCCAGAUGCUGGUCAGCGGCACAGAUCCCAGCAAUGUGCGCAGCGUUUUGCUUUCCAUGCAGAAUGUAAACGAGCGCAGUCGUCUAUAUCAGCGGGCUUUGUUCAAAGAGCAGCUAAUGGCCUCCUUUCAGCGGGCUUUGCUGAAUCUUUUGAUGAGCGGGGAGGGUGCCUUGCACUUUGAUAUGAUUGCCCAGGCCUUGUAUUCGAUGGGUCAGGUGGAUCGAAGGCAGUUGCUGGAGAGUUUGGCACAGGCCUCGCUGCCGGUGGGGCAGACAGUGCUAGAGGAGAUUUGCCAGACAAGUGACAUUCCAACGUUUACGCAGAAGCUCACACAGCUCAUGCAGGACGCCCACUGUGUGCAUCUCAAUGAGACGGCGUAGGAGGAGAAGGGAACCCACUUCCACACCCUGUUAGCUCCUUUUCUUUUUGAAUUUUGUGACGUGUGUAAAGUGCUAACAUGUAAAUACCUCUGUUUUUUUUUUUGUACUUUAAACGCGUGCGAAGCCAUAUUUACUUGGUGACUCUAUGUGUGUCCCAGAUCCCCCGCCAGAUUGCGUUUUGUUCCUUGUUUCCCCCUCGUUUCCCUGCGUGCCUGUGUUCUUUUCAUUCAUUCUCGAUAAAAAAAAGCUAAAAGACAUUGUUAGUUCGUAGUCGAAAAAACGCUGUAUUAUGUGUUUUUGGGAACGUGAAUCCUUACUUUAAUUAAACGCCACAUAACGUAAAAGUCAUACUCAUAUAUCCACCUAGCGCCUAAAGCAUAUAUACGCAUAAAUUAAUUAGCAUAUAUAUCCAUAUGUAAAUCGGUUACGUUGUAAGCUACAAAUUGUGUAUUCAUGUAAUUUAUUCAGCGAUUCAAUUUCGUUGCUUUGAUUUGAAUACGAAUUCGAGUCGCGCUUGAGUCCCUUCGAUCAGAAAUUCAAUAAAAACUAUUUUUACCAAUUUUAA